Messenger RNA from Talaromyces marneffei, 525 nucleotides. RefSeq lists its product as uncharacterized. The transcript has 2 exons. The record is from RefSeq and is a predicted model, not a curated record. NCBI's taxonomy places the organism in Eukaryota, Fungi, Ascomycota, Eurotiomycetes, Eurotiales, Trichocomaceae. Bases 1 to 525 code for a protein of 174 amino acids.
AUGACCUUACCGACAUCAAUUGACACAGACAAUCCAGUCUACUUCUGGAAACCAGAAGGCGACUAUGGCUUCCUGGGUCAAUGGUGGCCCUCCUCAUUCUCAUGGAAAACCGACGACGAGGAAUACACUUAUGCGAGCGCAGAGCAAUAUAUGAUGCACCGCAAAGCCCUACUCUUCGCCGGUCCCGAAGACCCCAUAACUCUCCAAAUCCAAACAGGCUGGAAAUUGCGUCCCUCCGUAAUCCGAGAUCUGGGUCGACAGAUCCCCAAUUUCUCAGAAGAGGCGUGGCAGCAAAAUCGAUAUGAGAUUGUGUUGGAGGGCAAUUACCUGAAGUUCUCGCAGAACGAGGAGCUUAAGGAAAAAUUGCUGGAGACGGGGGCUCGGGAGCUGGUUGAGGCGAGCCCGAGGGAUAGGAUAUGGGGGAUUGGGUUUGGGGCGAGGCAUGCAGGUGCAAAUAGGAGGGAAUGGGGGCUGAAUUUGUUGGGGAAAGUGCUUAUGGAGACGAGGGAGAGGCUAGUUAGGUAG